Messenger RNA from Loa loa (African eye worm), 653 nucleotides. RefSeq lists its product as hypothetical. The record is from RefSeq and is a predicted model, not a curated record. The transcript has a single exon. Bases 72 to 440 code for a protein of 122 amino acids. Gene Ontology annotation, cellular component: nucleosome. Gene Ontology annotation, molecular function: DNA binding; protein heterodimerization activity; structural constituent of chromatin. Lineage: Eukaryota; Metazoa; Nematoda; Chromadorea; Rhabditida; Onchocercidae. Gene Ontology annotation, biological process: nucleosome assembly.
AGUUUGUCCGGUAGUGUAGGAUCAUUUGGUUGUUACCCCAUCAGACAAGCAGCUAAGGUUGUCAAGGAACGAUGCCACCCAAGCCAUCAGCGAAAGGAGCAAAGAAGGCAGCGAAAUCUCACAAGCCGCGUAGCGGCGAUAAGAAGCGACGAAGCAGGCGAAAGGAGUCGUACUCGGCGUAUAUUUAUCGUGUCUUGAAGCAGGUACAUCCUGAUACGGGCAUUUCCUCGAAGGCUAUGUCAAUUAUGAACUCAUUCGUGAAUGACGUCUUCGAACGUAUUGCUGUGGAAGCUAGUCGCUUGGCUCAUUAUAACAAGCGUUCAACGAUCUCAUCCCGCGAGAUCCAGACGGCUGUACGGCUUAUUCUGCCUGGUGAACUGGCCAAGCAUGCUGUUUCGGAGGGUACAAAGGCAGUCACAAAGUACACGAGCUCGAAAUGAGCGAAGUUGUACUUUGCAUACCGUCUUGGCUCAACGACCAAAACCCAACGGCCCUCUUUAGGGCCACAUCUGGAUGAGUCAUGCUAUUCCUAGGGAUUUUUCAUGUUCGUACAGUGCUUUUCACCUUUGUUGUUUGUAACGAAUUGCUGCAUUACAAAUAAAGUUGUUUUACGCUUUGUGUUGUUCAUUAGAAUAAAACAAAUCGCAAGUGAA